AUGCCUACAUUCAGCUACGCGCAAGCCGCCAAGGGCGUGUCUGAGACACCAGCACCCGCUAAGCCGGUAUCAAAAGAGCCCGAGAUGACCGAGUCCAAGCCGGAAGAGAAGAGCAUCGAUAUCCCCGCAGAGCCGGUAGCUAUCUCGGCAACCGAAACAUCGCAGGAGACUGAAAAGGCCACACCGAGCGUCGACGAGGAUGCCGAAUUCACCACCGUCACCAACAAGCAUGCCAGCAGACCCAAGGCUGCCCACUCUAGGACAUCAUCUCCGAGUGUCCGGUCCACGGCAACACAGUCCAAAGAGGGUGAAUCCUCAAAUACCUCCAACGGAACCCAAGAGGCUUCCGAGAAGCAGGCUGACAAGGCCGAGAAUGACACCGAGGAAUCGAAGGACAAGUCCGCCAAGUCCGCGAAGUCCGAGAAGGCUGAGAAGUCAGACAAAUCCGAAAAGGCUGAGAAGAGCACCCCACCAAAGGAGCUAAAGGCUGCUCCUCUUCCAUCAGUUAACAUCUGGCUUCAACGUAAAGAAGCCCAAGAGGCCAAGGCCAAGACCUCCCCAGCUCCCGUUACUGGCAAGCCUACUUCCGGAAAGGCAGCGGAGGAGAACCAACAUGAUUCUCCCAAGACCAACUCCAAGAAGAAGGGUAGCGAUGGCUCGCAAGAAGGCGCCAAGGGAAGCAAGAAGGCCGAUGGCGCUAAGGGACGGGAUGGCGCUUUGCCUCCGGUCGAGGAUGCUGUAUCAUGGCCCACACCGCAGGUUGCUAUUGUUGAAGAUAAGAAGAAGGCACAGGAGAAGACAGACAAGACUGAGAAGUCCGAGAAGAGCCCAGUCUCGCGUACCCACGGCAAGGAGAAGUGGAUGCCCGUCAACUAUACUCCUACUGCCGUCUUCAACACCCCACUCCCUUCCGCUGGCCGUGGAGGCCGUAGACCCACUCGCGGUGGACGGGAUGGAGGUCGUGGUGGAGCCCACGCCGGUGCUGCUGAGAAAGCCGCCUCAGGUCAAUCGGGCCCUGGCUCUGCGGGCAAGCAGGCCUCUGGAGAACGGGGUCGCAACGAAGCGGGCACUAACCGUGCUGCUUCCCUCCCUGCACAGGCCAGACGCUCUACUAGCUCGGAAGUAGCCAUUCCCGAGGGUCGCAAGACUCAAGCCGUGGAGCGCAACAACCGCCCUGCCCGUGGUGCCGAAGAUGCCGCUGCCUCAAAUGGAAAACAGGCCAACGGUGGCGAGAACGCCCGGCCCCAACGUGAUGGCAAGCAAUUUAACCGAAACAACGAGACCCGUGCUGCUAAGGGUGGUCAACCAGCCGUUGACUCUCAAGCUGCAGGUCGUGCUAAUGAGCGUCGAGUUGAAUCUGGCUCCAAGUCUGCUGAUGUUGGUCCAAAUGGCUUCCAGGACUUCAACCGAGGUGCCGAGCGAGGAGGCCGAUCUAGCCGUGGACGUGGAGGCGCUUACUCUGGAUUUGGCGGACAGAAUGGCCAGUUUGGUAGUGUCGGACACAACUUUGCCCCCAAGAACUUCGGCUUCAAUGACCGCCAACGAUCCCAGCACGGUCUUGCCAAUGGCUCGCAGCAGGGCAACCGGAUGCCCUUGAGGUCGCCUUCUUUGGGAGGAUCUGCAAAUCAAUAUGGUGUCUACCCCUUCCCCUCUGAAAUCAACGCCAUGUACCCUUACCAGGCUGUCAACCCCGGCCCUAUGAGCGCCGUUCCUUACCAGUCGUACAUGGAGCCCUUCGGCCUCAUGAGCAUGCUGUCUAUUCAGUUGGAGUACUACUUCUCCGUCGACAACAUGUGCAAGGACAUGUUCCUUCGUUCGCAGAUGGAUUCUCAAGGCUUUGUCCCUCUCAGUGUCAUUGCCAACUUCAAGCGCGUGAAGACUAUGACCGAGGAUUUCGAACUCUUGCGUCAUAUCUCUCGCCAACUCCGUACCGUCGAGUACCAGACUGGUGAGGAUGGCGUGGACCGCCUGCGUCCCCGUGAGAACUGGACCCAGUGGGUGCUCCCGGGUGCUGCACCGGCGCAACCUAAAAAGAACGACGAGAACACACCUGUCAACAACCAGGUCGGCGGUGCAUCUAACGGCUUGCACCCUGGAUCACAACAGUUCGUUCCCAAUGGCACAUCUUCCCACAAUUCCCGGACAGCUCUUUCGUCCAACGCCCCAGAGUUCUUGCCAUCGGCACAGAACGAAAUCGCCACCGUGAGAACCCCCCAGGAUUUCUUUUAUUACCCCGCAUCCGGUUUCGAACUGGACUCUUCCUUUGAUAUUGCAGCACAUUUGGAAAUAACAUGUAUUGACGAAUAUCGACCAGCGCGCGGACUAAAUUCGCUUACCACGACACCACCUUUCUCUCCCCAAGGAGCGGCGGAACAAUUAGCUGGUAAGUUUCAUGGGCAGUAUAAAAGACAUCCUUCGACCAAAUACCCUGCUCGCCCAACGCCCAUGCCAAGCCACCUGUCGUCUGAUCGGAAGAGAAAGGGUCCUCCGAAGAAAAAGCACGCUGAAGUCGACGAAUCGUUGGAGGUGUCAGAAAAGUUCGAGUCGGGGGGUGAACCACAACCUUUGGACUUGAGCCUCAUCAGUCCCACUGGUUAUCGAUACUGGUUGGGCCGUUUGAAGGAGAAUUUCCAAUUGAAAAUGUACAAUGAAUUUAGGCGUCAAGCCCUUGAUGAUGUUUUCACACGACACACUUAUGAUGGUUUCGAUUCCCUCAUGGAGUUUUAUCGCUUUACUCUCGGUACCAAAUCUCCUCUACGCCCUCAGAUUCUUUCGGACAUGGUCGGUCUGUGCCGAGAUGAGCGUUUCAAACCUCAGGAUGUCAUGUUCUCUGUUGUUCGAACUGCUCUUGCCAAACGGGAUCCGGAUUCUGAGAAAACCUCCAUUGUCGCCAAUUUGUUCAACCACGAAUUUGGCGAUACGUGGAGUAGGCCGGUGAGAAAGCCAUACCGUCACCGCAUUUGA
Molecule: messenger RNA, 2964 nt
Organism: Penicillium odoratum
Lineage: Eukaryota; Fungi; Ascomycota; Eurotiomycetes; Eurotiales; Aspergillaceae
Product: La domain family
Exons: 2
Coding region: 1-2964 (987 amino acids)
Biological process (GO): mRNA stabilization; positive regulation of translation
Cellular component (GO): cytosol; cytoplasmic stress granule
Molecular function (GO): RNA cap binding
Source: RefSeq, a predicted model, not a curated record